Molecule: messenger RNA, 5031 nt
Organism: Wallemia mellicola CBS 633.66
Lineage: Eukaryota; Fungi; Basidiomycota; Wallemiomycetes; Wallemiales; Wallemiaceae
Product: FAD dependent oxidoreductase
Exons: 5
Coding region: 20-1237 (405 amino acids)
Molecular function (GO): saccharopine oxidase activity; sarcosine oxidase activity; flavin adenine dinucleotide binding
Source: RefSeq, a predicted model, not a curated record
GGACAUUCGGAAGUUCAACAUGCUUGGAGUUAGCUGUAGAGGUUAUAAGGUAACCGGUCUCGAUAAGCACGCAUAUCCGUCACUUAUCAGUGCUGGGAAUGAUCUCAAUAAGAUUGUCAGAACCGAGUAUGCUGACCCUCUUUAUGCACAUCUAGCAUCUGAGGCGAUCGAGGCGUGGAAAAGCGACAAUGUAUUCAAUUCACACUUUCAUCAAACUGGCUGGCUGGUUUGUACAAGUGACAAGCGGUCACUUACAGCUCAAAACCUUAUCUACAAGCCUUAUGAAGUCCUCAAACAGACAGAUCUCAAAGAUAAGAUUAAAUUAAUCGAUACCCCGGAAGAGAUCCUCAAAUACACCCCUCAAUUACAACAAGCUUACGAUAAUGGGACCAUCAAAGAUUGGAUUGGUAUGUGGAAUUCAAAUAACGGUUGGUGCAUGGCACAUGAUGCCGUAAGAUCGGCAUGUGAUGAAGCACAAUUGCUUGGUGUUGAGUUCAUAUCGGGAGAGAAUGGAACGGUAAUUGACAUCUACAAAGAUGGACAGGGUGCCGUCGUCAAAUGUAAGGAUGGAUCUGUGCACCACGCUGACUAUGCCAUCUUAUGUGCUGGUGCUUGGGCAGAUACUUUAAUUGACCUCGAAGGCCGCUGUACAGCUCGUUGUUGGACAGUAGGGCAUAUACAGCUCACCCCAGAUGAAGCCAAGCUAUUCAGAAAUAUGCCGAUUGUUGAUCACUCAGACCUUGGUUUCUUUUUUGAGCCCUCUAUUGAUGGCAAAAUCAAGUUUGCGAAUGCAUUUCCAGGCUACACCAAUUACCAGCACCUUCCAAGUACAGAUAGAUACACUAGUAUACCAUCAGAUGUCAAAUUUAAAGUGACAAACGAAGCUUUUGAAGCGUUAACGAAGUUUAAAGAUGCUAUUCUCCCUCAGUUUGCUAGUAAAGAACUCAUUGACACAAUGGUUUGCUGGUGUCUCGAUUCAGACGAUGGUAAUUGGAUUAUUGACUUCUAUAAAAACAAUGAAAAACUCCUUGUCGCUAGUGGAGAUUCCGGAAUGGCAUUCAAGUUCCUGCCAACGAUUGGUAAAUAUAUUUCAGAUGCUCUAGAGAAGAAACUGUCUCCUGAAAAGUAUGAUGCUUGGAGAUGGCGUCAAAUGAAGAAAGAAAGGGAUAAUACACGUCCAGGCGGUGACUCUAAAGAUCUGCAGGAUUUUCCUGAAUGGUCUCUUGAGGUUAAAUGAAAUGUAAAUUUAUAGUUCUUCAUAUACAUUACAUUGACUCAUUUCAUAUUGUGUGAGAAUAAGCGAAGAAUAUUGUACAUUUAUGAAUACAACUAAUUAUUGCGAUAAAUGCACACCAGUUUACUUCACAAUAACCUUGUCUUUCUCUCUCGCAUCGUCAGUAUUCUCGUUAUGUGCUACUACUUCAUCUUGAGACAUUGCAAUUGUCUGACCUUCCUUAGGAACGGAUCUGAGCGCAAAUACCAUUGGAAAAACGCUAACUAGAAGUAAGCCAAAAUUAGCACCAAACCCGGCCCAAAGUGGCACGUUAUCUGCAGACAUCAACCCAUAGCUGACUGCUUGUCCUAUGGAAUGAUUAGAUCACCAUGGUAGACAAAAAGCUUUCGCACACCUGCUGCUUCUAUUGCCCUAAAGACACCUCCCAUACGAGUGUUUGAUUGUACAUCACUACCGAAUGAUGAAAUCAACCAAUAACAAAAUGAUUGCUGCAUUGGUCCAGCAGAUUGUAUAAAAACGAACGAGGAUAGUCGCUAGACGACCAGUCGAUACUCACAUUUGGUGUUCUCGUAAGAUCUGACAGAACUACGAGCGUCCAAAUGUAUGUGCCAAUGCAACAUGAGCAGACAACUAUGAAACCAAGGUAUGCUCUGUAACGUUGAUUCAACGAUUGCAUAUCCAACAAGAAACCUAAUCCAAAACAAGCAAUAAUGCAAAGUGUGGGACUAAUCAGUGAUGAGAGUGCCCUUGCUCUAACGGAAAAAAACUCUGUGAGAUAUGUUCCAUAUGGCUAAGAGAGUUAGAUAGAAGCUGAUGAAAACUUUCAGCUUACUGAAAUAUAGAAAAAAGAAUAAAAGGAAAACAUCGCAAUUAAACCAAUUAUUGGUGUUAAUACAGUACCAUUUAGUAGCAUGUUUAGCUCUUGCUUUAGUGGAAGCUUGUCACCAGCUCUAAUCACGGUACCAUCUUUACGUUGAACUUGUUCUGGAUGUUUAAUCAGCAAAGCGGCUGGUAGCCCAAGACAUUCUAUAGCUAUAAAUACGAAGUAAAUGUUUGGAUUAACACUUCCACUACUGCUUGUUUGCGAAUUAAGUGCAAGAUUAAUUGCACCACCAACAAGCUGACCUAAGUUCCUGCCAACAAUCCAGAUAGCCAGCAUUGCACCACGUUUGUUUGUUUCUGGUAAACUCAGAACGAGACCAGCUUCAGCAAUGUAAAAGCAACCACUGCCGAUACCAGCUAUAGCCUCAGCGACGACAAGAAACGGUCCAGCUUUGGCCCAUCGAGAUACUACGUAAAGGGCUAUACCUUCUAAUGGAAAUGUUAUACUACCUAUAACAAGUGUAGUUUUCAAACCUAGUUUGCUGACAAUCGGUCUCCUUACAUAAACGUCACCGGCGAUUUCAAAAUUGAAUUUGCAUGAAAGGCCUAAAAUCAACAUAGUGCAUGACGAUGAAAACUAAAAUGAUAUUCCAGCUAAAAAAUGAAAUUGAUAAUAACAUCACGGUAAUAGUACCAGAUGAAGAGAAAGGCUUGACAAUACGCACAUCAGAUCCGAAGAUGCAUCCGAAGAAGAAUUCAAGGAGCUGCACUAGCUGCAUAAGUAAGCAAAAAAAUUACCAGCAGGUGGACUCAGACGGCGGCAUAAAAGAGACAUAUAUCAAUUAUUGGAGAGUUGUCAAUUGUUCAUUAGAUCAAGGUAUUAUCAGUUUGUCUGUUCUAACACCAGGCCACAAUUCUCUACUCGACUUUAGUGGUAUACCAAUAGAGCUUUCUACUGAAGAGGUAGAUAAAGUAGUGCAAUAUAUUCGGUUCAAAUCUAAGUUACGUACCUGUCGUCGAUUGAAGGCGCUGGUGAAUCCUGUAGGUGGGACUGGAAAAGCUGUUAUUUAUUGGAACGAAACUGUUUUACCGAUAUUACGGUCUUCAGGGUGCUACAUUGAUAUGCAAAGUGGGUAUAUCGUCUUAUCUUUCACCAAGACAGAUUGUGAACAAACUGUUUAGUUCUAGAGUACAAGGGACAUGCUUUUGAAAUAGCGAAGAAGUUAUUAUUAAAUUAUGACGCAGUCGUGUGCGUAAGUGGCGAUGGGAUAAUGCAUGAAGUACUCAAUGGGUUUAUGUAUCAUGAAACCCCAUCUGACGCUUUGAAGACGCCAUUAUGCCCCAUACCAGCCGGAUCCGGUAACGGUAUCAGUGUUUGCGUUUUAGGUGAAAAAGAUGGUUUUGAUCUCAGUAUGGCAGCGCUAAAUGCAGCCAAAGGCCAAACUAUACCGCUUGAUUUAUUCUCCAUCUGGCAAGAACGAAAACGUACCAUUUCCUACCUUACUCAAGCCGGUGGUUUGAUGGCAAGUUUAGAUGUUGGCACAGAAAACUUGCGUUGGAUGGGAGAUACGCGUUUCACAGUAGGAUACCUACGGUCGCUAAUCAAGAACGCGCCAUGCAAUUGCGAAGUAUACGUUAAUGUUGAAGAGGACAAUAAACACGAGAUGAUCAAAUGCUUGCGCGAACGGAAACUAGAUGACCCUAUUUCCGUUCCGGAGACAGAUACAUUUCCACCAGUAAAAUACAAAAAUGGACCUGAGGAUGACUGGGUCAAGAUUUCUGAUGAUAUAUGUUAUAUAUAUGCUGGACAGGUGCCGUGGGUGAGCAGAACUUUCAAACAAUUCCCUGUCGCUUUACCGGAUGACGGUUAUAUAGACGUAGCUGUACAGCUCAAUGUCUCACGUAGGCACAAAUUGCUGGCUAUGGAAGGAGCUGAAAACGGUGCAAUGUUUUUUGAUGACUCGCUCAAAUAUUAUAAAGCAAAAGCAUAUCAUGUUAACCCUAUCAAUAAGAACCAAUACCUAGCAGUAGAUGGGGAACAACUGCCGCCUUCGCCGUUUACUGUUGAAGUUCUUCCAUCUAUGGGACGCCUGAUCUCGCCAUUCAGUUCUUGGAACAACCAAUUCUAAAUGUAUGGAUACUCGUCGAUAGGCUCAGAGAAUGCCAUAGUUUGUAAUUGCUGUAAUCAAUACCACAAUGUUUCCGGUCACACCAUUGACUUAAUGUGUUGCAUAAUAUAGUCUAUGCAUAUUUUGGUACCUAAUUGCGAGCUCAGAAUGACUAUAUAGGAUGGAGGUCUUUCUAUUACAUUCACAAUCAUAGCAAACGAGACCGAAAUAAAUGGAAAUUCAUGAAAAAGGCAACUCAUCUUAAGCAGCCAUAGACCUGGGGGAUUCCUUAUUCAGUACAGACACAGAUUUGUUGUGCGUUACAGUAUGCACCGCUAGUAAUGCCAUUUUGGAGCUACAAUCAUGGUUAGAUGGUUUGAGGUUCUCACAAUUGCUGGACGUACCUUGCAGCUGGCCAAACAAGCCUCGACACCUCCAACUUGGCAAGAGUCAGCCAUAGCUGGUGCGAUAAUAGCGACGACAGUCAAUAAAGCGGCAGUGAACUUGAAUUGCAUCUAUUGUGAUUAGGUUAGAAAUGGAUAAGCUAAGAUUUGGAAGAAGCUAUUCACUUUUUUUAUGAGGAAGACUUGUUGAUUGAUGAAGAAAAGGAAGAGCCAUGUGCUCCCUUUUAUACUUCGUCGGAAGACCGUUCACACCCUGAAGUCACCUGUUCUUUGACAGCGUCUGUGCGACGAUGCAUGACUGUGUCACCUCAGAUCUAAAACAAUCCUAUCGGAAAAACACCAGUGGGGGUAAUAGCUUGAGGUGAUUACUACUCUGCGAAGUCCAAGGCAUGCAUUUGUCCCUUAAUUGUGGUGAAGGAAAAUUUUAGUCAUGUUUGAGAGUUACAAUAAAGUUUAUAUAAAG